Molecule: messenger RNA, 3195 nt
Organism: Triticum aestivum (bread wheat)
Lineage: Eukaryota; Viridiplantae; Streptophyta; Magnoliopsida; Poales; Poaceae
Product: cryptochrome-1
Exons: 5
Coding region: 848-2944 (698 amino acids)
Biological process (GO): blue light signaling pathway; circadian regulation of gene expression; entrainment of circadian clock by photoperiod
Cellular component (GO): cytoplasm; nucleus
Molecular function (GO): blue light photoreceptor activity; deoxyribodipyrimidine photo-lyase activity; FAD binding
Source: RefSeq, a predicted model, not a curated record
GGUUUACCAAGGGGUUGUUUGAUUACCAAUACUAGCGAUUUCUAGAGGUUACAUGGGAGAGUGAGAUGCAUGUUGUUUAGUUCCCUGCAUAUGGGUUGCGUGCAUUGAGAAAACAAUUUCCAGUCGGUGUUUGGUUACAUGCAUGCAUCGUAACAACUACUGUACACAUGAACGGAGAGGGUACAGUAGUAAACAGUAAUAAACUACACACGUGACAACACACACAAGUUUACAUGAACAAGACACACGUACCAGCACACCCACACGUCCGCAUGAACAAGAAAGACGCAGAAUCGAGCUCCUUUCCACGGAGACGGAAAAAAAUGGAGGCGAAUAUUAUGGGAUAGGAGAAAGGCCAAGAGGAGCAGAGAGUGAGAUAGAGAGAGGAGAGAGCGGAGGGGAUAAACGGACAAGAGGGAGAAGCUGAGAACAAAUCCAAGCCAACCAACCAAUCCCAAUAUCCAUAGACCACACUGACUCUCCAUUGGACCACAGCUCUCCUUCCCCAACCAAAACUAAGAAACCCCUGCAACUCUGCACUGCAAGAACACCACCAUCCCACCUCCCAGCGAGAAAAUCUUUUUUGUACGAAAAAAGGGGGCGGUCAGAUUUACUCCACAUCACUCCCCAUGCACCGGCCCUGAGGAAAGCGUUCCAGUCGACUCUCCAUUCUUCCACGAUUCCAGGAAACCCUCGCCGAUCCAAGCAAAUCUUGUUCACCAGAGCGCCAAGAAGUUGUUGCCUCUUGGCUUCAUGACAGCUCCUUGAGCUGCUGCUCGUUAUCCAGCUUUUUCCUUUGGUAAUUAGCUACCUGCUCGUCGUCGCACAAAGGCCUUGGUGCCUAGUCAUGUCGGCGUCGCCGUCGAUGAGCGGCGGUGCCGGGGAGCGGACGCGGACGGUGGUGUGGUUCAGGCGGGACCUGCGCGUGGAGGACAACCCGGCCCUAGCGGCGGCGGCGCGAACAGCCGGGGAGGUGGUGCCGGCGUACGUGUGGGCGCCGGAGGAGGACGGGCCGUACUACCCUGGGCGGGUGUCCCGGUGGUGGCUCAGCCAGAGCCUCAAGCACCUGGACGCCUCGCUGCGCCGGCUCGGCGCCACCCGGCUGGUCACCCGACGGUCCACCGACACCGUCGCCGCGCUGCUGGAGCUCGUCCGCAGCACCGGCGCCACCCAUCUCUUCUUCAACCACCUCUACGACCCGCUGUCGCUGGUCCGGGACCACCGGGUGAAGCAAGUGCUGGGGGCCGAGGGCAUCACCGUGCAGUCCUUCAACUCCGACCUGCUCUACGAGCCAUGGGAGGUCCUCGACGACCACGGCUGCCCCUUCACCAUGUUCACGCCCUUCUGGAACACGUGCCUCUGUAUGGUCGACCCCCCCGCGCCCAUGCUGCCACCCAAGAGGAUUAAUUCAGGUGAAUUGUCGAGGUGCUGCUCAUCGGACGACCUCAUCUUCGAAGACGAGUCGGAGAGGGGGAGCAACGCGCUGCUCGCACGCGCGUGGUCGCCGGGGUGGCAGAACGCCGACAAGGCUUUCACGGCCUUCAUCAACGGCCCGCUCAUCGACUACUCCGUGAACCGCAAGAAGGCCGACAGUGCAAACACCUCACUGCUCUCCCCCUACCUGCACUUUGGCGAGCUCAGCGUCCGCAAGGUCUUCCAUCAGGUACGGAUGAAGCAGCUAACGUGGAGCAACGAGAGCAACGGCGACGGCGAGGAGGGCUGCAGCCUCUUCCUCCGCUCCAUCGGCCUGCGAGAGUACUCCAGGUACCUCGCCUUCAACCACCCAUGCAGCCACGAGAAGCCCCUCUUGGCUCAUCUCAGGUUCUUCCCCUGGGUGGUCAAUGAGGUCUACUUCAAGGUCUGGAGGCAGGGUAGGACCGGCUACCCUCUUGUCGACGCCGGCAUGAGGGAGCUUUGGGCCACCGGCUGGCUGCAUGACCGCAUACGUGUCGUCGUCUCAAGCUUCUUUGUCAAGGUUCUCCAGCUGCCAUGGCGCUGGGGGAUGAAGUACUUCUGGGACACCUUGCUGGACGCCGACCUUGAGAGCGACGCGUUGGGCUGGCAGUACAUCUCCGGGUCUCUGCCUGAUGGCCGUGAGCUCGACCGCAUUGACAACCCGCAGUUUGAAGGCUACAAGUUCGACCCAUGCGGGGAGUACGUCCGGCGAUGGCUGCCGGAGCUGGCGAGGCUACCAACGGAAUGGAUACACCACCCCUGGGAUGCACCCGAGUCUGUGCUGCAGGCUGCAGGAAUUGAGCUAGGUUCCAAUUACCCUCUCCCCAUUGUUGAGCUAGAUGAAGCCAAGUCCAGAUUGCAGGACGCCCUGUCAGAGAUGUGGGAGCUUGAGGCAGCCUCUCGUGCUGAGAUAGAGAAUGGAAUGGAGGAAGGCCUGGGAGACUCCUCAGACGAGCCACCCAUUGCCUUCCCCCAAGAGCUGCAGCAUAUGGAAGUGGACCGUGCCACUAUCCAUACACCAGCGAUGGCUGGCCGGAGACGAGCAGAUCAGAUGGUGCCUAGCAUCACCUCUUCCUUUUUCAGAGCUGAAACAGAAACAGAACUUUCUGCGGCUUUUGAAAGCGAAGUGACUAGGCCGGAGGUGCCAUCACAGGUGCAUUUCCAGCCUCAGACUCGGAUGGAAGUCAGGGAUGAAGUUGCCAGCGACGACACUGCUGCCAGAUACAACGGCGUCCAGCAGCAGCAGCAGUAUACCCUACACCGUCACCGUGUGCAGGGCGGCAUAGCACCAUCCACUUCAGAGGCAUCAAGCAGCUGGACUGGGAGAGAAGGUGGGGUAGUACCCGUCUGGUCGCCUCCGGCUGCGUCAGGCCAUUCAGAUCCCUACGCUGCGGAUGAAACUGACAUUUCCAGUAGGAGUUAUUUGGACAGGCACCCGCAGCAGUCACAUAGGUUGAUGAAUUGGAAUCAGCUCUCCCAGUCAUCGUGACCUCAGAUGCAUGCUGGAUGAAACAACAGCGGGCUGCCAAGUGGAAAACUUUUGCCCAGAUGCAUGAACGAAUUUAGUUGUGUAGGGAGUUGGAGAGUGACGUAUGUACAUUAUAUUGCCUUCUGUUCACCUAUAGCCUUGGUAUGCAGGAAGAACCAAGUGAUGCAGCUUCAUUCAUGGGUGCAAUAAGUUAUGUAAAACUAGAAUUGUAAAACUUCUGUGGUAAUAGUAUAGAUUGCUAGUUGUCAAAA